Molecule: messenger RNA, 1277 nt
Organism: Abrus precatorius (Indian licorice)
Lineage: Eukaryota; Viridiplantae; Streptophyta; Magnoliopsida; Fabales; Fabaceae
Product: pentatricopeptide repeat-containing protein At5g04780, mitochondrial-like
Exons: 1
Coding region: 581-1243 (220 amino acids)
Biological process (GO): RNA modification
Molecular function (GO): protein binding; zinc ion binding; RNA binding
Source: RefSeq, a predicted model, not a curated record
GAUUUCUAUGUCAUAAACAGUCUUCUGGACACAUGGAAAAUGUAACCAUAUAGAUGAAGCUUCAAAAAUAUUUGAAGAGCGCACUUGGGAAGAUUUGGUGGCUUACACAUCCAUGAUAACCGCAUAUUCUCAAUACAGGGAUGGGGAGGAGGCUUUAAAGCUAUAUUUACAAAUGCAAAAUGCAGAUAUCAAACCAGAUCCACUUGUCUGCAGUUCUCUUUUAAAUGCUUGUGCAAAUUUGUCUGCAUAUGAGCAUGGGAAACAAUUACAUGUCCAUGCCAUCAAGUUUGGAUUUAUGUCUGAUAUAUUUGCUAGCAGUUCUCUGGUGAAUAUGUAUGCAAAAUGUGGAAGCAUAGAGGAUGCGGAUCAUGCCUUUUCUGAGAUACCUAAUAGAGGAAUAGUCUCAUGGUCUGCAAUCAUUGGAGGAUAUGCGCAGCAUGGCCAUGGUAAAGAGGCUCUUCAAUUGUUUAAUCAAAUGCUUAGAGAUGGUUUGCAGCCCAACCAUAUUACCUUAGUUAGUGUUCUUUGUGCAUGUAAUCAUGCUGGUUUGGUGAAUGAGGGAAGAUAAUAUUUUGAAACAAUGGAGGCAAUGUUUGGGAUUAAACCCACACAAGAGCAUUAUGCUUGCAUGAUUGAUCUCCUGGGACGAGCUGGGAAAUUAAAUGAAGCAGUGGAGCUUGUAAAUUCAGUGCCAUUUGAAGCCAAUGGCUCAGUUUGGGGGGCACUUCUUGGAGCUGCAAGGAUCCAUAAAAAUAUAGAACUUGGUCAGAAAGCUGCGGAGAUGCUUUUUGCCCUCGAGCCAGAGAAAUCUGGUACUCAUGUUCUCCUUGCAAACAUCUAUGCUUCAGCAGGGAUGUGGGGUAAUGUUGCUAACGUUAGAAAGCUUAUGAAAGAUAGCAAGGUGAAGAAGGAGCCUGCAAUGAGUUGGAUUGAAGUGAAAGACAAGGUAUACACCUUCAUUGUUGGAGAUAGAAGUCAUUCUAGAAGUGAUGAAAUAUAUGUUAAAUUGGAUCAGUUGGGUGACCUUCUAAGUAAAGCUGGAUAUAAACCCAUCAUAGAGAUUGAUAUACAUAAUGUGAAUGAAAGUGAAAAGGAGCAGCUCUUAUAUCACCAUAGUGAGAAACUUGCUGUAGCCUUUGGAUUAAUUGCUACACCACCUACAGCCCCAAUAAGGGUGAAGAAGAAUCUACGAAUUUGUAUUGACUGCCACACCUUUUUCAAAUUUGUAUGUAAAAUUGUUUGACGGGAAAUUAUUGUCAGAGAUAUUAAUAGAUUCC